GACCGGACCUCCCCUGGUGGCCGGGAGUACUGCAUGGACUUCAAGGCUGGGAGGUGCUCCCGGGGCAGCGCGUGCCGCUUCUCCCACGGUGACGCGGACGGCGGCGGCGGCGGCGGCCGCGAUCGCGGUGACGACCGCGGCGGCGGCGGCGGCCGUGACCGGAGCAGGGGCGACCGUCGCUCUCGGAGCAGGGGCCGCGACCGCGGGCGCGGCGAGCGUCGCCGCCGGUGCGACAGCCGCGACGACCGCCGCGGAGGAGGCGCAGCCCCAGCGACCUGUCGGACUCGAGGGACCGCGGCCGCGGCAGGCGGCGGCGCCGGCACUGAUCGCAGGUGGCGGUCUCGCGGCCGGGGUGGACUCGUGGGCAGCCCUGAACCGCGGCGGGCUGCGCUUGGGGCCGCCCGCGCGGCGGCGGUGGGGGCGCUGCACGGCGGGUCGGCUGGCCGAGAGUCCGAGGGCG
Messenger RNA from Prorocentrum cordatum, 460 nucleotides. The record is from the annotation of a GenBank genome assembly. NCBI's taxonomy places the organism in Eukaryota, Dinophyceae, Prorocentrales, Prorocentraceae.